AUGAGAAAAUGCAACGGCAUAAUCCGCAAGAAUGUCCGACAGCUCGAUCGUGACAUCAAUCAACUUAAAGUCCUCGACCAAAAGACGAGACAGUAUAUUCUACAGGCUUCAAAGAGAGGGCAAAAGAACCCGUCCCAUGCCCAACAGGCCGCUAAGGAAGCGAGGACUUUUGCUAGAGAACUGAUCAGGGUACGCAAGCAGAGCGCAAGGCUACAUACAAGCAAAGCACAACUACAAAGUGUCCAGAUGCAAGUGACCGAAGCAUUCUCAGUAAGGAAGAUCGAAGGGAGCUUGAAGGCCAGUACCGGCAUCAUGAGGGAUGUCAAUACGUUGGUUAGACUACCCGAACUUACGGGAACCAUGAGGGAGCUCAGCCAGGAACUCAUGAAGGCCGGCAUCAUUGAAGAAAUGGUCGGAGAUACAUUACCAGACAACGAACUCCUAGAAGGAGAGGACGAAGAAGCUGAAGCUGAAGUGGAACAAGUGCUAGGAGAGGUCCUACAUGGCAAGCUUGGAAAGGUUGGAGCCGCGGAUGAGCAGCUACCGCAACAGCCUGUGGAAGAGGAAGAGAGCUUCGAGGAACAAGAAGUCACUCUCGAGCAGAUGAGAGGCAGGCUAGAAGCUUUACGGAGCUGA
Messenger RNA from Endocarpon pusillum Z07020, 636 nucleotides. RefSeq lists its product as uncharacterized. Gene Ontology annotation, biological process: endosome transport via multivesicular body sorting pathway; late endosome to vacuole transport; protein transport. The coding region runs from base 1 to 636 and encodes 211 amino acids. The record is from RefSeq and is a predicted model, not a curated record. The transcript has a single exon. Gene Ontology annotation, cellular component: multivesicular body; ESCRT III complex. Lineage: Eukaryota; Fungi; Ascomycota; Eurotiomycetes; Verrucariales; Verrucariaceae.